AUGGGACAGCAAAGUAUGGCAGCUGUGGAGAGGGCUGAGCCGUGUCGCAAGGGCCCAACCGACGUUUCCCAGGCGGAGCUGGGCGCGGCGCAGCUGUCGCUGCCCCAGGACCAGACGGUGGCCGCCCGUAUAAAACGCUCGGCUGGACACCGAGUCGCCACCAGUCUCCAAGUGUCCGCUGCCAGCAGCAAGCCGAGCACCGCAGGAGUAGCGAGUGACAUGGGCCGCACGACGAGGGUACUGGUGGCAGCAGGCCUGCUAUUGGCAGUGCUGAGCCAGGAUGGUAUGGCACGUCCUUGGGGCCACGGAGGCGGCGGAGGCGGCGGCCACGGCGGAGGCGGCGGCCACGGCGGAGGCGGCGGAGGUGGUCACGGAAAACAUCUCGGAGGAUCUGGCGGCUACGCCCACUCACACGCCUACUUCCACGGACCGGUAGCUGGAGCCCAUGAGGCUGUCCACGGCGGCGGUGGCCACGGGGGCGGCGGAGGCGGUGGUGGACACGGAGGUCACGGGGGCGGCGGCGGCGGUGGCGGACAUGGAGGACACGGUGGUGGUGGCGGCGGACACGGAGGUGGUCACGGAGGCUACGGUGGCGGCGGACACGGAGGCUACGGUGGCGGUCACGGUGGUCACGGAGGUGGCGGCGGGCACGGAGGUGGCGGCCACGGAGGCGGCGGUGGUGGACACUACACCGACUUUGUCGCCUACCCACUGUACACCUACGGUUACGACGUGUCUGACAAGCACACUGGAGACCACCACGGACAUAAGGAGGACAGAAAGGGACACAGUGUGAUUGGAGAGUACCACAUCAAGGAGCCGGGCGGCGACGUGCGCGUCGUCAAGUACAAGGCGGACAACAAGCACGGCUUCCAGGCUCACGUGAGCGGCGGCGCCGCCGGCGGAGGACACAACGACCACUCCGGCUACCACAGCGGCUGCCACGGCUGCGGAUCCCAUCACGGAGGCGGCGGCGGCGGCGGCGGCCACGGAGGUUACGGAGGCGGCGGACACGGAGGCGGCGGCGGUGGUGGUGGUCACGGAGGUCACGGAGGCGGCGGUGGCGGCGGCGGCGGCCAUGGGGGUCACUACUGA
Schistocerca piceifrons (Central American locust) is the source of this 1095-nucleotide messenger RNA. RefSeq names its product glycine-rich protein DOT1-like. NCBI's taxonomy places the organism in Eukaryota, Metazoa, Arthropoda, Insecta, Orthoptera, Acrididae. Gene Ontology annotation, cellular component: extracellular matrix. The coding region runs from base 1 to 1095 and encodes 364 amino acids. The record is from RefSeq and is a predicted model, not a curated record. The transcript is spliced from 5 exons.